CUACCAUUGUGAACUACGUGAAAUUAUUAUUUUCCGGCUUUAAUUCGCGUUGUUAACAAAUUCCAGCAAAUAUAAAUAAAUUAAUUUAUAUUUCAAUAAAGAAUUAAAAUGGCUGAUGUGCUCGAUAUUGACAAUGCCGAGGAGUUUGAGGUUGAUGAGGAUGGUGACCAGGGCAUUGUUCGUCUAAAAGAGAAAGUCAAACAUCGCAAGGGACGUGGAUUUGGUAGCGAAAGCAAUUCGCGCGAACCCAUACAGAGUUAUGAGCGCGUUCGCCACGAAGACGACGAUGAGUUGGAACCGGGCCCACAGCGUUCCGUUGAAGGUUGGAUUUUGUUUGUUACCUCAAUACACGAGGAAGCACAGGAAGACGAUAUACAGGAAAAAUUCUGUGAAUUUGGCGACAUUAAGAAUAUUCACUUGAACUUGGAUCGCCGCACAGGUUUCUCAAAGGGCUAUGCGCUAGUAGAAUACGAAACUCACAAGCAAGCACUGGCUGCAAAAGAAGCACUACACGGCGCAGAAAUCAUGGGACAAGUAAUACAAGUGGACUGGUGUUUUGUAAAAGGACCCAAGCGUAUGAAAAAGUCUGAGAAGCGCAGAAGGUAAAAACUCGAAAAGAAGUCUGUGGAUUCGCAGAGGUUUUAUCUAUUGUGCUCAUUUAUACUGAAAUGUAUACAGCGAAGUCCGAUUUGUACUAAUUUAAUUACAUAUUAUGAUGUAGUAAGUAUUUCAUUACAGGUUAAAUAAAACUUUAAUUCAACACUACCGAA
Messenger RNA from Rhagoletis pomonella (apple maggot), 770 nucleotides. It is a transcript of the gene tsu, whose product is annotated as RNA-binding protein 8A. The transcript has 2 exons. Gene Ontology annotation, molecular function: mRNA binding. Gene Ontology annotation, biological process: RNA splicing. Lineage: Eukaryota; Metazoa; Arthropoda; Insecta; Diptera; Tephritidae. The record is from RefSeq and is a predicted model, not a curated record. Gene Ontology annotation, cellular component: exon-exon junction complex; nucleus; cytoplasm. Bases 109 to 606 code for a protein of 165 amino acids.